This is a messenger RNA of Pipistrellus kuhlii (Kuhl's pipistrelle), 2434 nucleotides long. RefSeq names its product cytosolic thiouridylase subunit 2 (gene CTU2). Bases 643 to 2310 code for a protein of 555 amino acids. The record is from RefSeq and is a predicted model, not a curated record. Gene Ontology annotation, cellular component: cytosol. Gene Ontology annotation, molecular function: tRNA binding; sulfurtransferase activity. Gene Ontology annotation, biological process: tRNA wobble position uridine thiolation. NCBI's taxonomy places the organism in Eukaryota, Metazoa, Chordata, Mammalia, Chiroptera, Vespertilionidae. The transcript has 14 exons.
GCGGCGUCCCCAGCCGGCGGCCAGUCCUACCCCGAGGGCCCGGCCGCCGCGCUCCGGAAAGCCCAGCCUGGCAGCCCGGGGUCCCAGGGAGUCUGGACCGCGCUCCGCAGCACCUGGGAGAGCCUGUCAAGCCGGUGGUGAACUCCUCAGGGAGGGGCUCCCUCACACCUCACAUUCUUGCAGUCGGUGGGACAGCUCUGCCGCAGACCACGCUGUCUUUACUGGAAGAGAAGUCGGCUUUCCUGUCGCUGUCAUCCACCGACUCCCUGUCUCCCGUCCAGAACCACACGGAGCGAGUUGGCUCUCCUGUCGGGCCAGCCCUGGAGAGAGGAGAGGUGGCCUUUAGGUGCCCCCUGAACUGGUCUUAAUAGACCGGUAUCCUCCAGGUCCCCUGUCGGUUUUCACAUUGGAAGUUUGGUUAAGACACAAGCUGGUUUGCCUGUGUUCAGCUGCCCACAUGACCUCUCCUCUACACCAAGUCUACACCAGGUUGGGGUGAGAAGCAGGACCUCUUUUCGAAGUCUUAGGGGCGUGUGCAAUGUGUUCUUGUUCUCUCUCCCCCUGCCCUAUGUCUCCAAAGCCGUGAGCUGAAGUGUGUGAAGUGCAAGGAAGACCUGCCGGUGGUGGUGAUACGAGCAGGAGAUGCCUUCUGCAGGUGAGGCCUGGAGGAGGAUAGAAGACCUUGGCAAAAGGGCUUGCUCAGAAGCUAGGAUUGCCUUCAUGUAUGUGUGGGUACCAGUCUCCCACCAUUCAACUGUGGAUGAGGAGGCAGAAAGGGACUGUUUCAAGGCAUUCUAUGUCCACAAGUUCAGAGCUGUGCUCGGGAAGAACCGGCUGAUCUUUCCAGGAGAGAAGGUGCUCCUGGCGUGGUCUGGGGGGCCUUCGUCUAGCUCCAUGAUCUGGCAGGUCCUUGAGGGCCUGAGUCGAGAUUCUGCCAAAAGACUGCGUUUUGUGCCAGGAAUUGUCUACGUGGAUGAGGGAGCAGCCUGUGGACAGAGCCCGGGGGACAGAGCCAGAACCCUAGCUGAGAUGAAGCUGAUCCUGCAGACAGUUGGUUUUCCCUGGCACAUUGUUGCCUUAGAAGAGGUGUUCAGCCUGCCGCCAUCCGUGCUUCGCUACCUUGCCCAGGAGCCCUCAGGGACCAAGGGGGCCUACAAAGCAGCCGUGGACAGUUUCCUCCAGCAGCAGCAUGCACCAGCUGAAGGGGAGGAGCAGCUGAGCCAGCCUGGCUCCCAGGACCCUCAGAGCCCAGCUGGGCCACCCACAGCUGCUCAGACCGAGGCUCAGCCACCCACAGCUGCUCAGACCGAGGCUCAGCCACCCACAGCUGCCCAGACCGAGACUCAGCCACCCACAGCUGCCCAGACUGAGGCUCAGCCACCCACAGCUGCCCAGACUGAGGCUCAGCCACCCACAGCUGCCCAGACCGAGGCUUUAUCUAGACUCUUCGACUCUGUGAAGACACUGACAGCCAAGGAGGAGCUUCUUCAGACUUUGCGAACCCACUUGAUUCUGCAUGUGGCCCGGACUCAUGGCUACUCCAAGGUGAUGACGGGGGACAGCUGUACCCGCCUGGCCAUCAAACUCAUGACUAGCCUGGCGCUGGGGAGAGGGGCCUUCCUGGCCUGGGACACGGGCUUCUCUGAUGAGAGGCAUGGUGACGUGGUGGUAGUGCGGCCCAUGCGCGAGCACACACUGAAGGAGGUUGCCUUCUACAACCGCCUGUUUGCCGUGCCCUCUGUCUUCACACCAGCUAUCGACACCAAGGCCCCUGAAAAGUCCAGCAUCCACCGGCUUAUGGAAGCCUUCAUGCUCAGGCUGCAGGCCCAGUUCCCCUCCACAGUCAGCACUGUGUACAGGACGAGUGAGAAGCUGGUCAAGGCCCCAAGGCAUGGCAGUGCUGGUGGCCCCCCAGGCCCCCGCUGCCUGCUCUGCAUGUGCGCACUGGACAUCGACACUGCUGAUAGUGCCACGGCUUUUGGGGCCCAGACUUCACAUCUCUCCCAUAUGCAGCCCCCCACCCCACCAGCUGAGGCACCCACAACACCCUGCUGCUCUGCAGGGGUGGGCAGGGCCCAAGGCUGUUGCCAGGGGGCUGAGCCCUGCAGGAGGGAGGACCCCCGAGCCCACGUCAUCGAGCAGCUAUGCUACGGGUGCCGUGUGAACAUGAAGGACUUGCCUUCCUUGGACCCCCUGCCACCCUAUAUCCUGACUGAGGCCCAGUUCCGUAGCCAGAGGGCCUCGGUUUUGCAGGAGAUGCAGGAGUAUCUGAUUGACAGUGAUGAUGAGGCGCAGACUGGUGAGAGCUGAGCCUCAGAAUGGACCCCUGGGACCACCCGGCCUGGACCUCUGCGAUGCUGGAUCAGGACACAGGGAUGGGCAGGCGGCAUGCUAUCAUCUGUUUGUAUAAAUAAAAAUGUUUUAAUUAAAAAAA